This is a messenger RNA of Hyalella azteca, 2615 nucleotides long. Its product is annotated as endochitinase A-like. NCBI's taxonomy places the organism in Eukaryota, Metazoa, Arthropoda, Malacostraca, Amphipoda, Hyalellidae. The transcript has 6 exons. The coding region runs from base 1 to 2529 and encodes 842 amino acids. The record is from RefSeq and is a predicted model, not a curated record.
AUGAUCACUGGCAGAAUAAGCGAGGCUGCAGAGCCGCAGCUGCAGAUCGUAGACCUGCAGCUGCAGCGCAUCAGGCAGCACCAGCGCCUGCUGGCAGAGCAGGAGCAGCUGCUGCUGCACGAGAAGACACUUUAUGCUGACCGGCAUCAUUGUUCGCCUGGCGGUCAGUUGACACACUUCUCCACGAGCGACUCAGACACCCUCUACUCACACGCUCCCUCGAGCAGCGUGUCUUCCAGUGGGUCUCCAUCAUCAAGUUAUUCCAGUGGCAAACACACUUCACGUAUAAUAAUAAAAUCCUGCCCUCCUCCGCCACCACUUCGGUCAGGGUCACACGGCUUGGACGGAAUCAGUUCAUUGGACUUGAAGUCUUCGUGUCAUCAAGGUUGCUCAAGAGCAUUGUCCAGUCAAGCGUGCUGCGAUAGUCCCCCUAAGUCUCGUGAGUGCAGUCGCUGCCGUGUCUCGUCACAUCGUCAGUCUCCUCCUUCAUCACCAUCCAGCAGCAGCGGCGUGUCGUGCUCGUCUCAUACUCUACAAUCUUCGUCUACGGUCUGUCGGUCUAAGAGCUUCGACGCACUGUCGUCGCAUUUACACGACGAUUCCUCAGCUUGGGACUGUGUGUCGUCCUGCGAUUCUAAACCUUAUUGCAACACAACGCAGUCACAAAAAGGCAACGGCAACAUCCCACCAGCCCCACCUGCGCUUAACGGAUUGAACUUUUCUCGCCCGUCCACCCUCCUCAAGAUGAGCGACAACGGCUCCGGGUUUGCGACCCCAGACGCUGAACACCGAACCAACCUCGCAGCGGCGCUCUCGGAUGUCGUCAGCAGACGCAACGCUGAGCUCUCAUCUGACGCGGCAGACGAAGGCGAACGCGCUUUAGCCUUCGAAGCUAAAAUCGAUGCCCUGAAGCGCGAGAAGCCGCCUGCGGUCAACCCUAAAAGGCUGCAGCAUGAAAAGUUAAUGGAAGAGUUGAAGCAGAAGCGCAGUCAAUUAUUCGAUGGAGAGGACCGCACCAGAUCCAUCUCGCCGACGUCAUCUACCUCUAGUGAAGUACGGUAUUUCGGCGCCGCUUCCUCAAAAGUCCCAAGUUCCACCAGCAAUGGGACAACUGUCGUGUUAAAUACUUCCACACAACCAAAGACGUCCCCUACUUCUACGGAAGUACGAAAUUUUGGUAGCACUGCCUCUAAAGCCCCAGGUUCUUCCAACGCUGGACCAAAGAUCGCUCCAAACACCUUGGCACAACAAGGGAACACCAAGAAAUCGACCUCUUUUGUAUUGAAGCCCGUCAAGCAAGUAGAAAUCGUAGAGAAAAGCGUUCCCAAGCCCGCUAAUAGUGAGCCAAUUUCUUCUAAAAUUGUAAAUAGAUCAUCGACUACCGUACAAACCCGUACGCAAACAGAGACUGUUGCUCUUAAUCGUCCUCAGGAGAAAAGUGUCAGUGAUGACGUCAUGAAUGGUGAUGACGUGAGCAGCGCUCGUCAUUUCUGGAAGAAGCAAGAGAAUGUGAAGAAACCUUCGUCUGUGCCGAAUAGACCCAAAGGCAAAGCAGUCCUGCAAGCAACUGCGUCGUUUUCUGGCUUGAAAAGUACCGUUGAAAGUUCAUCUUCUUCUCCGGAGAAUAAAUCAAGUCCGUUCCCAGUCCUAUUGAAAAGUAUCAAUGCGACUCCGACCAUCGAAGAAGACGUGGAAAGUUCAGAACCUCAGUCAACAUCAACAUCGCAGCUCAUCAAAAACUUCAACAAAAUCGCUUCCUCGGCCCCGACUAAAACCGCACCUGAAAAGCCAAAAGCUGUUAUCAUCAAAACAAAUACCACAACUUCCGAGGAGGUUAAACGCAACACUUUGGUCAUGACUUCUGGGCCAUCCAUUGACAGAACGCCGAAGCUCGUUUCCACUCAGGUAUCCUCCACUUACACAAUAAUUCCACCCCCUCCUUCUCCCUCUCCUCCAGCCAUCAAUGAUUUUUCGAAAGAAAUAAACCAUCAAAUUUUCCACAAACCCUCUUCGUAUUCUAAUUCAGGUAACACGUCUAAAGUUUAUGUUUCAAUCAACGGUAACGACUUUGAGUCGCCAAAUUCUAAUUACACGUUUGACAUGCAGUCGGAUACCAUCCAUUCAAAGUCAAAUAGCACUACUUCAUAUGCUAACAGUCACUUUUCCAAACCUGAUAUUGAUUAUUCUGAAAUACCAUUUUCUGAAUUACCACCUCUUCACUCUACCAACUUAGACUUGACUAUUCGUAACGUCUCUCCUUCUGAAUUGAUUAUUCCCGAGCCUCCAAGUUCCACUGCUGUUUUAAGUCCAUCCGAAAUUCCCAGAGGAGUGCCUCCCCCACCUUCGAGUGGUGACAGUUGGAGCGAACGUUUCGAAAGUCGCUUGCAUCCCGCUGACAGCAGCACUGCUGCUGGUGCUCCGCGACCGGACAUGGGGCGCUCCGUGUCCACCGAAUACAAGAACAUCUUCACCAAGAUCGACGCGAGCGGUAACAAGCCGCUGGUCUCCAUCAAUACAUACGGAUCAUGAAUAUUUUAAUGCUCUUGUAAUGAAUGCAACUGAUCGCUCCUCAGAUGGUGUAUGCUUGUUGUUAAUGUACUAAAGAUCGUAGAUUU